Molecule: messenger RNA, 2193 nt
Organism: Mucor velutinosus
Lineage: Eukaryota; Fungi; Mucoromycota; Mucoromycetes; Mucorales; Mucoraceae
Exons: 2
Coding region: 1-2193 (730 amino acids)
Source: RefSeq, a predicted model, not a curated record
AUGUCUCACUUGCGUGUUGUUGCUCCUGAUUUACCUCAAGUGGCUGUUUUGUUGGAUCAAGAGAAGGCGUAUGAUCGGGUUCAUCCUGAAAUAUCUUGUCGUGUGUUGCUCCGGUUUGGUUUUCCUGGUGAGUUGGUGUCUUGUCUGUCUUCUUUGUUCUUUGGAACCAAGAUUUCAGUGUCUAUCAAUGGUUGGCUUGGUGCUCCUGUACCUCAAUUGCGAGGUCUUCGUCAAGGUGAUCCUCUGUCUCCAUUGCUAUUCAAUCUGGCAUUUGAGCCUUUGCUUCGUUCUCUCCUUGCUUGUCCUGGUCUUUCUGGUGUUACUCUGUCUCCUGUUAAUAUCCCACGUAAAUGGAAGCCUUCACCGGUUGAAGUUCGUGUGGAUCAUGGUACUGGUUCCCGGAAUUGGACUUUGGACUUUGUCAGUGGCUCUGUUGCUCCUCCUCCUGUCAAGAUUCUAAGCUAUGCGGAUGAUCUUGAGGUGUUUUUGUCUUCGCCAGAAGAGUGGUCUGUGUUGUUGUCUGUUCUUGAUCUGUAUGGCCGAGCAUCUAAUGCGAAAGUCAAUAUCAGCAAGACAGUGUUGGUGUCGUUGUCUGGUGUGUCACACUCUGCUUGGGUUGCUUUGGCUGAUUCUACUGGUCUCCAGUGGCAUGACGCUCACUCUCGUGGUGCAGUACGUUACUUGGGUUAUCCCUUGUAUCAUACUGAAAGUCAACUUCAAGACUAUCUUGAUGGUGUCUUGGUGAAGGUCCAGCGACACAGUAACUUGAUGAAACAAAGGAAUCUCUCCAUUAGGGGAGCAGGACUAGUGGCUAACUCGUUACUGUUGUCAAAGGUAUAUCAUUUGUUGCGUGUUGUUCCUGGUGGUGCUACUACUGCGUCGUGGUUGAAGUCUCUCACUACGGUGGUCCGUGAGUAUCUGGUGUCCUUUCGCCCUGGUGUUGCUUGGUCUACUUUGUGUCUCCCCCGCAAGUUUGGUGGUGUUGGUCUCGUGGAUAUAGCAGAUCAAAGCUUAGCUUUGCAUCUUGUCUAUUUGCAACGUUUGUUGCGUCCACCCUCUCCCAGUGAUUUUGUCUCCUCUUGGUUGGUGUACGCUUUUCAAGUUUACACUGGUCAUAAGUCCAUCUUGCCGUGGUUUUGUUUUCCUGGUCUUUACCAGUCUCGUGUGUCUUCUGUGCCUGCUCUAACACAUCUUGGAAAGCUUCUGUUGAGAUUGCCAAAGUUAGUUCCUUCCUCUGGUUGGUCUGCUAGGUGGUUUCUUGAUCUUCCCUUGUGUUCUGUACUCAGUACUGUGCCUUCUGUUCGUCCUCCUCGUGAUCCAUCAUCUCUUGAUCCUCGUUUCUUGGUGUCGGAUGUCUCUUUCUGGCAACCUGAUCUAGGUAUAGUUGAUGGUGUCACCUCUCAUCUUGCUUGGUCAUCUCGUGUUUUGCGCCCUGUUUUUCUUGCCUUGAACCGUGAUCGUGGUCCUGUCUCUCUGGUAUUCCCGCCUGUCAUGGAUAGUAAGAUAGUCUUAUUGUACACAUUGGACUGUCUCCAACUCGUCUCGUCUCGUUCUGCUGCUCCGGUUGCUCGUCUCUCUCUUGGUGCUUUGCGAAGGUAUUGGCACCCUGCAAAGGGUACCAUUACCUCUCGUAUGGGUCCUCCCUUGAAGUUGCCUGCCCAUUUGUUGCUGUCUCCUGCUUUGUGGCGUCUUUUCUGGUCCCUGGAAAUGCCUGCAAAGGCUUUCACACCUUGGUGGCGAUUGCUACAUGACCGUGUCCCGCACCGCUCGUGGUGUCAUAAGAUUAUGCCUACAAAAGUUCUGUCUCCUGCUUGUGCUCUUUGUGGUUUUGCUACAGAGGACCUUUACCAUUUCGUGGUGGGUUGCCAUGUCAAGUCAUUUUUCUGGCAGGAUGUAGUCUCUUUGUUGUCACUUCAAGAGCUACUCCCCUCUGCUUCUUCUAUUUGGUUGGCGCUGACUACCUUUUGUAGUGGUUCGGAUUUGUUGGUGAUCGAUGAGGAUGUUCUGAUUGCUCUUGGUGCUGCUUACAGUACACUUUGGAAGUAUCAUUGGCGAUGCGUCAUAGACGAGGAGCCUUGGAUAGCUUCUGCUGCUAUCAACAUGGUCCGUCAAGACCAUAGUACACUCUUUUCUUCUCUUUCUUUGGCAAGUGUUCAAGCUGGCACCUUGGCCUUGCCUGUAAUUACUGUAUAG